Molecule: messenger RNA, 2675 nt
Organism: Closterium sp. NIES-67
Lineage: Eukaryota; Viridiplantae; Streptophyta; Zygnematophyceae; Desmidiales; Closteriaceae
Source: the annotation of a GenBank genome assembly
UAGCAGCAUCGACCACAGCAGUUCACCAUGGCAGCGCCGGAUUUCGCGGAUCUGGAGGCGGUGGACGGCGUGCGGCUGACGUGGAACGUGUGGCCGAAUUCUAAAGUGGAGGCGACCAAGUGCGUGGUGCCGUUCGCGGCGCUGUACACGCCCGUGAAGCGCCUGCCCGACAUGCCCGUGCUGCCGUACGAGCCCAUCCGCUGCAAGUCGUGCGUCGCCGUGCUCAACCCGUUCGCGCGCGUGGACUUCAUCGGCAAGAUGUGGGUCUGCCCCUUCUGCUACCAGCGCAACCAAUUCCCGCCGCACUAUGCGGCGAUAUCGGAGCAGAACCUGCCGGCGGAGCUGUUUCCGCAGUACACGACCAUCGAGUACUCGCUGCCACUCGCCGCGCCCGCGCACCCGCCCGUCUUCCUCUUCCUACUCGACACGUGCCUCAUCGAGGAGGAGCUGGGGUACCUCAAAACCGCCGUCUCGCAGGCCAUAGGACUGCUGCCAGAGAACGCACUAGUGGGGCUGAUAACCUACGGCUCCCUGGUGUACGUGCACGAGCUGGGCUUCGGUGACUGCCCCAAGAUGUUCGUCUUCAGGGGCGGCAAGGAGGCCUCGCAGCAGCAGGUGGUCGACCAGCUGGGGCUCGCGGGGGCGGGUGUGGGCGUUGGCGCAGGGCCGGGGGGGAAGGUCGGAGGAGUGGCCGGGGGGGUUGGGGGCACGGGGCAUGGGGCGGUGUUGCCGGGGAGUGUGGCGCGGUUCCUGCUGCCGGCACAGGAGUGCGAGUUCACUCUCUCCACGGUGUUGGACGAGCUGGGUCGAGACGCCUUCCCAGUGGCGGCGGACAAGCGCCCGGCACGGUGCACGGGCACAGCGCUGACGGUGGCGGUGGGGCUGCUGGGCGCGUGCGUGCCCAACACCGGCGCCAGGAUCCUCAGCUUCGUCGGCGGGCCCUGCACUGAAGGGCCAGGCGUGAUAGUGAGUCGCGAGCUGUCGGACCCCAUCCGGUCGCACAAGGACCUGGACAAGGACGCGGCGCCGCACUACAACAAAGCCGCCAAGUUCUACGAGGGGCUCGCCAAGCAGCUGGUCGCGCAAGGCCAUGUGCUCGACCUAUUCGCGUCUGCUCUCGACCAGGUGGGCAUAGCGGAGAUGAAGGUAGCAGUGGAGCGGACGGGCGGGCUGGUGGCGCUGUCAGAGAGCUACGGGCACACGGUGUUCAAGGACUCGCUCAAGAGGGUCUUCCAACAGGGCGACGCCAGCCUCGGCCUCUCAUUCAAUGGGUUGUUGGAGCUGCACUGCUCCAAGGACAUCAAGGUGCAAGGGGCCAUUGGCCCAUGUGCGUCUCUAGAAAAGAAAGGUCCCUCUACGAGUGACACGGCGAUCAGCCAGGGCCACACAACGCAGUGGAAGCUGUGUGGGCUGGACGCGCUCACCACCGUGGCCGUGCUCUUUGACAUCGCCACCGCCCAGCAGCCCUCCGGUGCACCCUCCGCUGCUGCCUCCGCCGCCUCGCAGCAGCUGCACCUGCAGUUCACCACCAGCUACCAGCAUCCAUCGGGUGAGACUCGGCUGCGCUGCACCACCAUCACCAGAAGUUGGGUCGACGGCUCCAUCGCCACAGCGGACCUGGUAGCAGGGUUUGACCAGGAGGCAGCUGCGGUGGUAGUGGCGCGCCUCAUGAGCCACAAGAUGGAGGCAGAGGAGGAGUACGACGCCACGCGGUGGCUGGACCGCAUGUUGAUCCGUGUGUGCAACAAGUUCGGGGACUACCGCAAGGACGACCCAGCGUCCUUCUCGCUCUCGCCCAACUUCUCCAUCUUCCCACAGUUCCUCUUCAACCUGCGCCGCUCGCAGUUCGUGCAGGUGUUUGGCAGCAGUCCUGAUGAGACGGCGUACUUCAGAAUGGCGCUCAACCGGGAAAACGUGCUCAACUGCCUUGUCAUGAUCCAGCCCACAUUGACGUCGUACUCGUUCAACGCGCCACCAGAGCCAGCUCUGCUGGACGUGGCGGCGAUAGCAGUGGACCGCAUUCUGCUGCUGGACGCCUUCUUCUCCGUGGUCAUCUUCCAUGGCAGCACCAUCGCGCAGUGGCGCAAUGCCGGCUACCACAACCAGCCCGAGCACCAGGCGUUUGCGCAGCUGCUGGCAGCCCCCCAGGCGGACGCCACUGCCAUCAUGGCGGAGCGCUUCCCCACACCGCGCCUCGUGGACUGCGACCAGAACGGCAGCCAGGCUCGGUUCCUACUGGCGAAGCUGAACCCCUCGGCAACAUACAACAGUGCAUCAACUGUCCCAGGUGGAGAGGUGAUUCUCACCGAUGACGUGUCACUCCAGGUCUUCAUGGAGCACUUGCAACGCCUUGCCGUGCAAUCAUGACUAGUGGAGGGACGGCGGAGAUGGCAGAAGCUACAUGUGUGGUGGGCGGGGAGGAAGGGCUGGGGAAAAGGAGAUGGUGAUAUGUGGAGGAUAUGCAAUGCUGCUGUACCGUUUCGGGUGUGCACGGAAAUGCUGCGCCGUUCAAUAGAAGUGGAGCGCUUGUAUGUGAUAUAGAGUAAUCAUGCAUAAAGAGAGAAAGCUAUGGAGUAUGGACUAUGGAGGUAUGCUCCAAGCGCUAUCACUAGUGCUAGCUUUUGCGUUUUGAAGUUGUAGUGAUGGUUAUCAUUUCCGAUUAUUUAGCCUACCAU